UGGGGAAGCCUAGCUGCUUUGUAGCAACAAAGCAAGUGAGAGAGAGGCAGUUUCCAGACCUGGAUCAGUGUCAGAGCAGAAGGGAAUCUCUCAUUGGUCCUUUGGGGUUCGGGAAGCAACCAGAGGAAUUUCACCGCUAUGCAAGGAUGCUCAAAGAUUGUGCAUCGCCUCUACGCAUCGCAGGGGAGGGCUUGCUGCUUUGAUACUCCUGGACUGAACAAGUUCUGAUAGGUCUCUGCCUUUAUGAAUCUUCAUGAAGUCCCAAAGCUACAAAAGCUGACAAGAAAAGUCAACUAACAGGGGGUCCCAGCCUUCGCCUAGCAGCCUGAUUCAGAGCGUAUGACAAGGACACAUUCCUUACACAACAGUAGCCCACCUUGUGGAUCAGGUGUAAAAUGAUGGUAGCAGUAGAAAUUAAACCUGAUGUGGAGAGACAUAAACAAUGGAAGGACCUACACCCGAACCUGCCUUUGUUGAUGUGGACAAGGGACUAACCUUAGCAUGCUUUGUCUUCCUUUGCCUCUUCUUGAUCGUCAUGAUUAUCCGUUGUGCAAAAGUCAUCAUGGACCCUUACAGCGCCAUCCCAACAUCCACCUGGGAGGAGCAGCACCUGGAUGACUGACAGGCCAAGGAGGCAGGGAAAAAGGCAGGCAACACAAUGUUGGAUCA
Messenger RNA from Sceloporus undulatus (fence lizard), 669 nucleotides. It is a transcript of the gene CTXND1, whose product is annotated as cortexin domain containing 1. NCBI's taxonomy places the organism in Eukaryota, Metazoa, Chordata, Lepidosauria, Squamata, Phrynosomatidae. Bases 443 to 622 code for a protein of 59 amino acids. The record is from RefSeq and is a predicted model, not a curated record. The transcript has 4 exons.